Molecule: messenger RNA, 822 nt
Organism: Fibroporia radiculosa
Lineage: Eukaryota; Fungi; Basidiomycota; Agaricomycetes; Polyporales; Fibroporiaceae
Exons: 15
Coding region: 1-822 (273 amino acids)
Source: RefSeq, a predicted model, not a curated record
AUGGAUCUCGCGAACACCUUCGGCGCAAUCUUACUCGGAACAUUCUUUGCAGCAAUGUAUGUUUUUAUCCUUCUCCGCUUCCACAUCAAGAUUGGUCGCGCUGAUGUGCCUGUCCUCAGCCUCUACGGAAUCACAAUCCUUCAGACAUUCAUUUAUAUUCAAAACAGCAAAAAGGAUCCCCUAUGGAGCAAGCUUGUCGUGUGCUACCUAUGGGUCCUGGAUACACUCCACAUAUCCUUUGCUAUUCAUGUAGUGUACUAUUACCUCAUUCUCAAUUAUUUUGAUCCCCUCCAACUGUUGGACGUUGCAUGGAGCUACAAGGCGCAAAAUAUAGUCGGCCCUAUUUGUAUCUCGUCUGUACAAACGUUAUACGUAUUGCGUGUAUGGAAACUCGACGCUGUUGUACAUAGACAAUCACGGUUCCGUUACUUGCUACCUGUCAUUGUCACAAUUCUUCUGUUUGGGGGAUACGCGGGAAGUAUAGCAUUUUGGUACGAGCUUGUUCAACCGGCGAACGAUUCUAUCCUUCAUCUGGAGGGCCUGAAGUGGGUUACCUACGUGCCCUUGUCGCUUUGGAGCGGAGUAGAUGUCACUAUCGCCCUGUCCAUGUCUUAUCUCCUUGCGCGCUCGCGCACAGGUUUCCAGAGGUCGAAUACCGUGAUUGCAACAAUCAUGAUGUUCACACUGAACACCGGUGCAAUCACAAGUGUGCUAUCUAUCACGUCUAUCAUAGCCAAGGCGGCGCUUCCUGGGGAGCUGGUGUUUAUCGGUCUCCAAUCUCCUCUAGUUCCAUUACACACCAACUCGUUCAUGGCGAUGUAG